UCCCAUCACAUUUCCUUGCAGACCAAACCAUCCUUCCCUCUUAUUUAUUACAUUUCUCCGUUAUUCUUUCUUCUUCUUUUAUUCCUCUGCUCUGCUGCGGCUGCUGCUUUUCGGAUCUCAUCAAUGGCGGCGGCAGACAUGAACCCCGCCACCGCAUUCCCCGCCUGGUACUCCCCGGAGACCGGAGUCUACCACAGCACCCACCCCUCCGUUCCCUUCCCGGAAUCCACAUUCCUCGACGCCGUCUCCUACAUCAUCUCCCACACCCACGACGGCCUCAACGCCUUCGUCGAUUCCUCUUCUGGCUUCUCUGUCUCCUACUCGGAGCUCCUCCCCCUCGUCAAAUCCAUGGCUUGCGGCCUGCGCCGGUUGGGCGUCUCGCGAGGUGAUGUCGUCCUGCUCCUCUUGCCCAAUUCCGUUUAUUACCCUGUUGUGUUCUUGGGUAUCCUCUACUUGGGCGGGGUCGUCACCACCAUGAACCCCCUUAGCAGCCCGCUGGAAAUCAGGAGGCAGAUCGCUGAGUGUGGCGUCCGUCUCGCUUUUGCUAGUCCUGAAAGGUUCAGAGAAGUCGAGAAUUUGGGUGUCAGCGUAGUUGCCGUUCCGGAAACUGGGAAUGUGGGUCCGGAUAGGGUCGAGUUCUCGAGCUUUUACGGGCUCAUUUCAAAUUCUAGCGGGGCUGAUCUUGAUUCUGUAGCUAAGCCUCUCAUUAGGCAGGACGACACGGCGGCAAUAGUCUAUUCAUCGGGUACUACUGGUGGGAGCAAAGGUGUCGUGCUGACUCACCGCAAUCUAAUCGCGAUGGUGGAGCUUUUCGUGAAGUUCGAGGCCUCUCAGUAUGACUUCUUGAGUACUGAGAAUGUCUACUUGGCUUCCCUGCCCAUGUUCCAUAUCUACGGGUUGUCUCUAUUUGUGUUGGGGCUGCUCGCGUUGGGUUCUCAGGUUGUUGUUAUGCGGAGGUUCAAUCCUGGCGAUGCUGUUAGGGCCAUUGAUAAGUACCAGGUAACUCACUUUCCUGUUGUGCCGCCGAUAUUGAAAGCAUUGACGAGGGCUGCACAGUCUGCUGAGGGGAGCACUAGUUUGAAGAGCUUGAAGCAGGUUUCUUGUGGGGCUGCUACUCUUCAUCGGAGAGCCAUUGAGGAGUUUGUUCAGGCUCUUCCUCAUGCGGACUUCAUUCAGGGCUAUGGAAUGACUGAAUCAACUGCAGUUGGGACUCGUGGCUUCAACUCUGAAAAAUUUCAAAAGUAUAGCUCUAUUGGACUCCUGGCUCCAAAUAUGCAAGCAAAGGUAGUCGACUGGAAAACCGGUUCCUUCUUGCCUCCAGGGGUCAGUGGGGAGCUUUUAUUGCGUGGACCAGCAAUUAUGAAAGGCUACUUAAAUAAUGCUGAGGCGACCAUGUUGACGAUUGAUGAGGAUGGCUGGUUACAUACUGGAGACAUCAUUCAUUUCGAUCAUGACGGGUUCUUACAUAUACUUGAUCGCUUAAAAGAGAUUAUCAAGUACAAGGGUUUUCAGAUUGCUCCUGCUGAUCUUGAAGCUGUCCUGAUCACCCAUCCCGAAAUAAUGGAUGUUGCAGUAACUGGUACUGUAGACGAAGAAUGUGGGGAGGUCCCAGUGGCAUUUGUAGUUCGGAAGAAUGGAAGUGCACUCUCUCAGGAAGGUGUCAUCAACUUUGUAGCGAAACAGGUUACUCCGUACAAGAAGGUGAGAAAAGUGGUGUUUACUAACUUGAUACCGAAGUCUCCAGCAGGGAAGAUCCUCAGAAGGGAACUCAAGAAGUUGCUUGCCUCUCGAUUAUGAGGCCCAUUCCUCAUCAUCUAACUUCAGUAAUGAUUUUUUCAUAUCGAAGUAUAAUGCUUAUACCAUAUAGAGAACUUACAGGAGUCAAUUUUUGUCGGGCCUUGGGCAUUUCUCCACAUGCGAGAUGAAGUUCCCCAGAUAAGACUUAUUCCCAUAUAAUUUUGUCAGUGAUAAUUUUAGACUGUGUCGCUUUCAUCUGCACAAAAGAUAGCUGACAUCCUAAGAAGAUCAAGUCAAAGGGUGACAACUAAAUACAAUCUUGGAUCAAUUUCUGCA
Messenger RNA from Punica granatum (pomegranate), 2073 nucleotides. Lineage: Eukaryota; Viridiplantae; Streptophyta; Magnoliopsida; Myrtales; Lythraceae. The record is from RefSeq and is a predicted model, not a curated record.